Messenger RNA from Clonostachys byssicola, 2538 nucleotides. The record is from the annotation of a GenBank genome assembly. NCBI's taxonomy places the organism in Eukaryota, Fungi, Ascomycota, Sordariomycetes, Hypocreales, Bionectriaceae.
AUGGCGUCGUUUGUAACUCUCCCCAACGAGCUGCUGCUCGAGGUUGCUCGAUCUGUCGACGAUAGACCCGAUUUGCACGCCCUCACCCUCGUCAGCAGACAAUGCCACGGCUUUUUCGACCCGGUUCUGUGGCAGCGCGAGGCCUCCCUCAACCGACCUGGGCCAAUACAUUGGGCCAUUGAAGAGGAAAACAUCUCUCUCGUCAAGAAGGCUCUCGACCAUGGUGCUGACCCAAACCAGCCUGCCUACUGCCGUUGGCCCAGAGCAGGGUUCAUGAAUACUCGCUGGUGGGACUAUACACCCACAAGCGCUGAGGGUUCCUGGGCCGAGUUCGGUCGGGUAUGCUGGCGCCCGCUUCACCUUGCCGUCACCAAAGGCAGAACCGAUAUGGUUGAGUUGCUUCUCCACCAUGGGGCCGCGAUAGAUGAGUUGUCAUGGCGUCUUUGCGACUGUGUGCCGCAUCCAUCACGUGCCUUGUUCCCUAACCUCACCACUACAACCGAGAUUCAGGGCCAAGGCUUCCUCGACAUAAAGGAUGGUGGGUGGACCCCCCUUCACUUAGCCAUAUGCCAUCAAGAUGUCGAGAUGGCGAAGCUGCUCCUUCGCCGUGGGGCAUCGACAGACACUCACCGGGAUCUGCGAUGGAAUCACAAUGCCUCUGGUGAACCAUCUCCAAGAGGCAAUGUCACAGCCAUGCACGACGCUGCGCGUUACGGUCUUUUGGAUCUCAUGGCCUUUCUGGUUGAGGGAGGCUACCAGUCUGUCGAUACUUAUUCACACCUGGUCGGAAAGCCAAUUCACCUAGCCAUCUGGAACGGGCACUUCGACACGGCUGUGCCGUGGCUAAUGGCACAAGGCGCCAACUUAGACGAGGCUUGUCGAGUGAUAGGCACGACUCCACUUCUUGCCAUGUGCAAAGAACAACAGUUUGACAGCAUUGUUAGACUCAUUGAACUAGGAGCUGAUGUCUCUUCUCGUGUCGAGGACCACGCCGAUUUCACAGCGCUGCACUGGCUGGCAUACCCAGCCCCAGAUGACCAUUGGCAUUUAGGUGCCGGGCAAACUGCCACUGCAUCAGAGGUUGUCAGGCUUCUUGUUUCCAAUGGCCUUGAUGUUGAUACGCCAGAGAGAGCCAAUGGGCUCUCGGCACUCAUCGUUGCAAGCGGCUAUUGCAACAUUGACAUGAUGCGUACCCUGCUCGAGUGUGGUGCUGACCCUAAUUAUCGGGAUCUCGGUGGCUCAACCGCGUUCAGCAAGAUUGGCAUGCAAGCUGACUUGCCAACACCUCGUAUCUAUGAAGCAGGUCGAAUGCUGAGUGACUGGGGUUUGGAUCUUCAAGGGCCUUUCGGUGAGAAUCAAACAACCCCGCUUAACACGGUGUGCCUAGCUCGCGCACGAUCAUCUGUGAACAGUCCAUUCCGCGAUAGACAGUUUCUGAAUCUCGCAAGGCUUCUGCUGACUAGGGGGGCGGAUCCGAACGAAACAGGACGAUUAAACUCUGCCCCAGUCUCACAGGCCAUCUACAGCUGCGCGUUCGAUAUAGCAUCUCUCCUUCUUGAGAAUGGCGGCCGGCCACAAGUGAAUGACCUCGAAAUCCUCUUGAAGCAAAUGGUACUUAAACCGACUAAUCAAUCUGGUCUUGUUUCAUACGUCCUUGGGCUCGACUAUCAGAAAUAUGGUAUCCUGCGACCUUCGAACAUGUUUUUAGACGACUUAAUAAAGAGGUCAUUCAUCCAAGGUGCUUGGGAAGUCACAACAGAGCUCGUGGAGCACCACAGAAGCUCGGCAUUGCCGGCCAAUGCCCUCCACCGCGUUCUGGACCGCUCUACCCCAGAAUCCAACACGGCAAGCAACCUCACAUUGCCAUUGGUUCGAGCGCUGCUUAAGAAUGGCGCCGACCCCAACGCCACUUGGAAGGGCGAGCCUGCUUUAUACUACGCAGAACGAGCUGCCGGCUUCGAAGCGUAUACCAGAGAACUCAUUGCAGCUGGGGUUGAUCUGGAUAUGACCACACCAAAAAUGCCAGAAGGAGCGUUGCUUUUCCUUUUCAGGAAUGGUCGCCACUGCACUCUGAAGCAUAUUAUCGAGCAUGAUGACAAGAUACUCCAUAAUCGGCCCAAGGAAUUUCACUCCAAGUGCUGGGAAUAUCUUCUCCGGCCCGGGGCCAACAGGGACAUAAUCGAGAAUUCCCAACACUUUGCGGCUGGCGAACAUGAGGGCACAAAUUUUGACAGCCCAACGGGUGAAAUUGACCUCGAAGAGGAAGAGUACGAUAUCACCCCCAUUUCCUGGCAGCCAAUCUACGAGUACAUCAAACGUGGACUUAGAACAGAUGUUGAUCUUGAGCGUGGGGGCACGCUGCGGAACGAAAUGCGAAGAGUUGCGUCGAGUUGUCCUGUGCCGGACUAUGAUGUGAGAAGACAGAUUAUUGAACAUAUGGGCUUUUCUCUGGAAGACCUAGGCCUGAAAGAUGAAAUAAUCGAAUACGAAAGAUAUAAGAAACAUGUUAGUAUAGAGGAUGGACUACUGUUCUUUUAG